AUGGCCUCCCUAAGGUGCACAAAUACGGCGCUACUCUCCGACCCAUCCUAUCGCUCAAAGGUACUCCAACGUACGGACUGGCGUUUCAAGUUCCUGACCACUGAGUCAGACACCACGGUCUCUUCGUCAGCACGAUUCCUGGAGAAACUCAAAGGGGUGAGCCUCCAUCCAAAUGAGGUCAUGGUGUCUUUUGAUGUCAAUUCCAUUUUUACUUCUCUCCCGCAGGAUCUGGCGAUCGAGGCAAUCGAGCUGCUUCUACAAAGCAAAUACGAUGAAACGGAAAAUCGUCUUGGACACGCCCAAAUCCUUCAGCUCCUGGGCUCUGUCUCAGGACGUACCUCACGUUCGACGGGAUAA
Molecule: messenger RNA, 357 nt
Organism: Spirometra erinaceieuropaei
Lineage: Eukaryota; Metazoa; Platyhelminthes; Cestoda; Diphyllobothriidea; Diphyllobothriidae
Source: the annotation of a GenBank genome assembly